UGUCUUUGAAUACGCGCGCGGGAAUGACUAGACAGCUAACAGUGAACAGAGGAGCUCGAGAAACUAUAUAAAUAACUAAAAUAUAACGUUGUAAAAGUUAAUGUCGAUUGUUAGCUUUGUUUGUUAUGAGACUGUGAGCGUUUCAGGGAAUUGUUUGUCCAGUAUAUAAAGAGAGGCUGGUUAUUUGAGUGCGUGGGAUUUGUAAACAAUGAAAUCCACAAAGAACACUAAAGUGAAACCUGCAGCAUCAGCUAAAGAAGAAGAGUGUGGAAUAUGGCUCGACACAAAAGAGUUAAAAGAAAAGAAACAACAGAAACAGCUGACCCGUCCAAUAUCCAAAUUCCUGAACCCACUUGCGAGAUCAGGGGGAUACAGUGUGGCAGUCGCACUCAGCUUCACUCAGACCAAACUCAACAUGCCUGUCACUAGACAAAGCACUAUAUCAACCUUCUUUUCACCCAAAUCCAGAGACCCUAACCCAAGUGCGGCUUAUUCUGGGUUGUCCAGUUCCAUGCACACAGAGGCACACACCGGGGCCAAACGGAAACAUGAUGUAACUUUGAAGCCAUCUACAGAGUCAACCAGUCAAAUAUCUGAGGAGCACUGUGAUGAAGAUUUUGAAAGAUUGUCAGCCAAGGACCAAAAAGAACAGUCUUUUCUCCAUUUAAUAUGUGGAACUGAGCCAGAGGAAGAAGAAGAACCGUCUGAAAAAAGGAGACAUGUUGUCCAUUAUACAGAAAAUGUGUUAGAGACACAAGAAUAUUGGAAUAAAGAAGCUUCAAAUGAAUAUCCAAAUCAGACAAUUCCUGAAACUGAGACUUUCUUUCAUGAGGAGUCACCGGAGCACUAUGAUCUGAUGGUCUGGAAGCCCUCUGAAGAUGCAUGUAAGCAUUUCCUGAAGUCUCCAGGUCCUAAACACACGGACAAACAUGAUUUAAGAGAUCAGAAGGCCUCAGUUAAGGGGUCUAUCUUAACUUCUAGGCCUGCCAAUGAAAACCACAAAAGAUGGAGAGCUUCUGUGAAUACUAAUAAAAAUCAGGAGCAGUCUUGGCACAAAAAUAAGGCAUCACCCAUGAAACGGAUGGGGAAAGAGAAUAGCUGGCCUGCAUCACCUAUUAAAAAUGCUCCAACAUCGCCUUUUAAACACCAUCUCAUUUCCAGUCCAGCUAAGUGCAGGUUAAAGGAAAAAUACACUUUUCCCCCCAAAAAAUCAGGUAAGGAACUUGUAAACACAGAGACGGUUGGAGAAACUUUUGCUACGCUGUUUACUCAGGACUCAGAGGGCUUCUGUGUGAUUGCUCAUCGUGACCAGCACUUAAGGAGCCCACUAAGAGACCAGAGCAAUUUAUCUGUGGGCAAAGAUUACGGGAAUAGUCCAUCUGCCACUUCUUUAGGAAAAGAGGAGGAGGAAUCAGAUCUAGAGCCAGAGAUGCUUUUCACCCAAGACUCAGAGGGAAACAUGGUCAUCAAGCAUUAGCCAGAAACAGAUGCGAAAUACCACAAGAACACAGAAUUUUAAGUGUUUUUUUUUUAUUGAUUUUCUUUCUUAAAAUUUUGAAGCUCUUGAUUUUGUUAAAGUUGUAAUUAAAAUAUUUGAAAAUUUAAAUGAACAUUCAAUUCAAAAAUAAACAUUUGUACAAGUACAAAUGAACCCCAAAAAUGAUUUGUUGUGUAAUAUUUUAUAAAGAUUCACUGCUUGCCAGCAGAUGGCACCAUGAAGCUUUUACUGUCAAUGUUUGGUGUAUUCCUUAAGCUGUGCUUGUAGAAUCUGUAUAUUUUAAAGUAGGACAUGACGUGUCACAUUAAACAAGUUGAGUACAUUUGAGUUUAAAAGCUCUAUCAUUUGAAAUUAAUUUACGUUUUGUAUUGCUUUAAAUUACCAGCAUGGAGCAAGGUGAAUACUUCACAUUCUGUUCUCGUUUGCCAAGUUGAUGAUCCCCCAUUGCUGCUCUGUUUAAAUUUGCUUUCAGGGACAGUUUCAUUAAAGAGCCAUGUGCUGACAAAUUCACUCAUUUUUCAUGCAUUUAUAAUAAAUGCCAUGGACUCCCAAAUGUAAUGAUCCCCUUGUAAGGGACCCCUUCCUAAAAUAUAAAGGCAGUUUCAUGUAUAAAAACCCAUUUAUACUGUGUGUGAAAAAUAUUAAGUGAGAUAUUAGAAGUACAACAAAAUUAGAUUAAAAAAAUUAGAUUACCAUUUUUAUAGUGAAUUAACUGUCAUAUUUUUCUUGUACUAA
This is a messenger RNA of Sinocyclocheilus rhinocerous, 2233 nucleotides long. RefSeq names its product aurora kinase A and ninein interacting protein (gene aunip). Lineage: Eukaryota; Metazoa; Chordata; Actinopteri; Cypriniformes; Cyprinidae. The record is from RefSeq and is a predicted model, not a curated record. Gene Ontology annotation, cellular component: centrosome; spindle pole. The transcript is spliced from 3 exons. Bases 209 to 1477 code for a protein of 422 amino acids. Gene Ontology annotation, biological process: spindle organization.